Messenger RNA from Pieris brassicae (large cabbage white), 1124 nucleotides. RefSeq names its product SREBP regulating gene protein. The transcript has 4 exons. NCBI's taxonomy places the organism in Eukaryota, Metazoa, Arthropoda, Insecta, Lepidoptera, Pieridae. Gene Ontology annotation, biological process: positive regulation of SREBP signaling pathway. Bases 158 to 820 code for a protein of 220 amino acids. The record is from RefSeq and is a predicted model, not a curated record.
UAUAAAAUACAAUAAUAACAAAUUAGAAUAUAAAAAAAAACUACUGAUUAUUUUCAAUUAGUAUACGUUUAGUUAAAGAUUGCGAUUCGCAUUACUCCUAUAAAAUGCAUUAAAAUUUAAACAGGAGAGUAAGUGAAGAUAAUAUGUAACGUCAAAAAUGUUUUUACUUGCGAUUUAUUCAAGUUAUCAUUGUGCGAACAAAACUAGAUUUCCGCGAGUAAAAAUGUUUUAUGCUGCUAUAUUACGCUUCAUUCGGAGGCCCUUGGUGCUUGGAAUCAUAUUUGCUUCAUCAUUAACUUACUGUAUUGUAAGUUUUCUCAAAGAGGGUAACAACAAAAAUAUGAUAUAUCAAGAUGUCUCAGUUCAACAUAAGCCAUUUGUUUGGCGUACUCUACAAGAGCAUAAUGAAACAUCUGAUCUGGAAUGCAGAAAUUCUGUCCAAGGCAGAGCAUUAAUUGUUGAUGAUAGAGGAUAUGUUUGCCGACGAAAUUAUAUAGGACAAAAUGGUUGCUGUAUGAUUGACACAGAUGAAACUACACGAUAUAGUUGUCAAUCUUGUAACGAGGAUCACUGUUGUAUCAUUUAUGAAUACUGUGUUGCAUGUUGUCUUGAUCCUAAAAAGCGUAACAUGCUUCAAGUUGUGUUAUCUAAAUUAACUGCAGAGGAGCAUGUUUUGGUGCAUUCCCUUGCUGACGACUAUGAGCUGUGUCUUACAAAAUGUAGGACAAGCUCCCAUAGUGUAUUGCACGAGAAUUCAUAUAAAAACCCAGGUCACAAGCACUGCUUUGGAGAUAAUCAAAUGGUCCCAAAAGAUUCCUAGCAGAGAUAUUAUUAGAGAAAACAAUGGACUCAAGAAUAGCAUCUAUUAAUUAUGAAGUGUCAGUAAUGUUAAUUAAAUGUUGUUAAUAAGUGUAUUUGGGACCAUAGAGUAACUGGUAACUUAUUAGAACUUUAAAUUGAACUCUAUAAACAUGUCUGUGCUUUAUUUUAUAAUGUGCACUAGCAAAUGAAAAAGAACAAAGCAUAAAAUAAAUGUGAUAUAAAAUAUGUAGUAUGGUGUUAGAAGAGAUGUAUGAUAAACAAUUGAAGAUGUUAGGUGAGUGACUUAUUAAUAUUUAAAAUGG